UCUUCUGUGUGGGGUGCUGAAGUUAGAGAUACCAAAAGUGGUAGAAGGCAUGUUGUUAACACUGAAAUGCAUGAGUGCACUUGUUUGGAGUGGCAACACACUGGGAAACCAUGUGAUCAUGCCAUACUUUUCUUGGCCUCCCGACAUGCACCUUUAUUUGCACGAAUAUUACUCAGUAGCAAAAUUCAAGGCUGCAUACGCAACUCCAAUUCCAGCACUUACAGAUCAGUCUCAGUGGCCUGAAGUGGACAUAGAAUUUUCCAUGUGUCCUCCCCUAACAAAAAGAAAGGCUGGUAGGCCUAAAGGGAGCAGAUUCAAGGCAUGGUUUGAGAGAGGUGGGAGUAGUAAAAAAGGGAAGGGAAAGAAGGAUGGAAAACCAAAAAGGUCCCAGAAAGGUAACAAAAAUAGAUGCAAGUUGUGCCAGGAACUUGGGCACCGAGCUGGAUCUUCCAAGUGUUGUUACACUCCUAAAAGGCCAAAGAGGAAGUGUGCAGCUGAGCCCCUUGUUGUUGAAGAUUGCUGGCCAAAGAAAAAGAAAAGAGGCAAUGGUUGUAGAAAAAAGAGAAGUUAUGGUGAAACAAUGCAAACUGAGAAAAAUGAGCAAGACUUGGAUGUGCUGCAAAAUGAGCAACAAGACUUGGAUGUGUUCCAAAAUGAAGAUGUGGUCCAAAAUGAGCAAGACUUGGAUGUGCUGCAAAAUCAAGAUGUGGUGCAAAAUGGGCAAGAUAUGGAUCUGGUGCCAAAUAAUUAUCUUCCAGCUGAUGUUGUGCAAGCUGAGCCUAUAUUAGAAGUUGUGUUGCCUAACCCUGUUUUUCCACAAGAUGUGGUACAAAAUGAGCAAGAUAUGGAUCUGGUGCCAAAUGAUUAUCUUCCAGCUGAUGUUGUGCAAGCUGAGCCUAUAUUAGAAGUUGUGUUGCCUAACCCUGUUUUUCCAAAAGAUGUGGUGCCAACUAAGCCUAUAUUGGAAGUUCUCUUGCCAACUGAGCUUGAUGAUAUUCCAGCUGAUGCAGUGAUGAAAACCAAGAGCUUGAGUGAACUGGGUAUAGUGGAAAAUAGAAGCACUGAUAAGAAGAAGAAGAAGAAGAAGCUGAAGUGAAGUGAACUGGGUGUUGUACUAUGCUAUAGAAUAAAACUUUGCGUGAGACAAAUUUCCAGUUUGAGACAAAAUUCAAAUUUGAAGUUAUUUGGUAUGUGGUAUGGUGUUGUAUUUUUCAUAUGAAAUGUAUUUGUGUAAUACUAUUCAAGUUUGAGACAAAUUUCAAGUUUGAGACAAAAUUCAAAUUUGAGCCAAAAUUCAAAUU
This is a messenger RNA of Hordeum vulgare subsp. vulgare (domesticated barley), 1301 nucleotides long. RefSeq lists its product as uncharacterized. NCBI's taxonomy places the organism in Eukaryota, Viridiplantae, Streptophyta, Magnoliopsida, Poales, Poaceae. The transcript has 2 exons. The record is from RefSeq and is a predicted model, not a curated record. The coding region runs from base 50 to 1096 and encodes 348 amino acids.